Molecule: messenger RNA, 4306 nt
Organism: Amborella trichopoda
Lineage: Eukaryota; Viridiplantae; Streptophyta; Magnoliopsida; Amborellales; Amborellaceae
Product: autophagy-related protein 18h
Biological process (GO): response to starvation; autophagy
Cellular component (GO): cytoplasm
Molecular function (GO): protein binding
Source: RefSeq, a predicted model, not a curated record
CGUAUUUCUCUCCACCCUCUCCGAAUUCCACCGUCUCUUCAUUAUCUACAGAGAGAAAAUGAAAACAAUAUGUAGCUCUCGUGCAUAGAGAGAGAGAGAGAGAGAGAGAAAAGUAAGAAGUGGGUCUUUUCAUUUAUUUUUUUUGGACAGAGACCAGUAAAAACUGGGUCUUUUCAAUAUAUAUUUUUCUUUGCAGAAAGAGGGAGAGUGGUUUAUCGAGAUAGGGGUGAGAGGAGAGAGAAAGAGAAGAGGUGCGUUUAGAGACAGAAGUAAUAUGUCUUAUACUCUCAACAAUCGGCGGCCAUAAGGUAUCCAAAGCUUGACGGGGAAGAGAGAGAUGUUUGCGGGUCAAGUUAAGGAGGGCAGAGGAGGAGAGAGAUAAAGAGCUGGAGGAGAGAGAAACGGAGAACAAAUUUUUUUUUGAUAAUUUGGAUUGAUUGAUUCGUUGUUUUCGUGUGGGGGGAAGAGAGACAGAUGGAGAUGGGUGGGUUAUCAGUGCGGAGAUGGUGGUGAUGAGAGAGAGAGUGGUAAUCGGGGAAGAAGAGGAGGGAUAUGAAGAAUGAGGGGAGAUCAGGAAAGGGAGGAGGAGGAGGAGGAGGGGGUUUGCUACCAAAUUCUCUCAGGAUCUUAUCUUCAUGUCUCAAGACUGUGUCAUCAAAUGCAACCACCGUAGCUUCCACCGUGUGCUCCGCUGGUGCCUCUGUUGCUGCCUCCAUUUCUCCUCAUGAAGAUGAGAGAGACCAGGUACAAUGGGCUGGAUUUGACAGGCUGGAGAUUGGUCCAUCCAUGUUCAAACAUGUCCUUUUACUUGGUUACUCAACUGGGUUUCAGGUCCUUGAUGUGGAUGAUGCUUCCAAUUUUCAGGAACUGGUUUCAAAGCGUGAUGGUGCUGUUACAUUCUUACAAAUGCAGCCCAUACCGGCAAAGACCGACGGGGAAGAAGGAUUCAGAGAAUCCCAUCCUCUAUUGUUGGUUGUUGCGGGUGAUGGAACCUUUAACACUGUACAGAUUCAUGACGGUUCAUCAACUCAUACUCAACAAGGAGGCAAUGUUCCAAAUCCCACUGUUGUACGGUUUUAUUCACUAAGGUCUCAUAACUACGUACACGUGCUGAGAUUUCGAUCCACAGUUUUUGCUAUACGUUGCAGUCCUCGAAUUGUGGCUGUGGCCAUUGCAGCCCAAAUAUACUGCUUUGAUGCUGUCACUCUUGAAAAUAAGUUCAGUGUACUCACGUAUCCUAUCACUUUGAAUGGACAAGGAGUGGUAGGGGUUAAUAUAGGCUAUGGUCCAAUGGCUGUAGGUCCAAGUUGGUUGGCUUAUGCUUCAAACCAUGCCUUAACGUCAAACACUGGGCGUCUAAGCCCUCAGAAUCUGUCACCCUCUCCUGGUGUUAGUCCAUCAACUUCUCCUGGAAACGGGAGCUUGGUGGCCCGCUAUGCAAAGGAGUCUACCAAACAAAUUGCAGCUGGGAUAAUUAAUUUGGGAGAUAUUGGAUACAAGACUUUUUCUAAAUAUUAUCAAGAACUUUUACCAGAUGGUUCCAACUCUCCCGUAUCAUCAAACGCAAAUUGGAAAGUAAACAGAGUUGUAUCAGGUUCACAUCCAAGUGAAACAGAUAAUGCCGGGAUGGUUGCUGUUAGGGAUUUUACUUCAAAAGCUAUUAUUGCACAUUUCAAAGCUCAUACGAGUCCCAUAUCUGCCAUAAGUUUUGACCCGAGUGGUACUCUUUUAGUUACUGCAUCUGUGCAUGGAAACAACUUAAAUGUCUUCCGCAUUAUUCCAUCUCGUGUCCAAAAUAGUUCGACAACCUAUGACUGGAGUUCAUCACACGUGCAUCUUUACAAGCUAUACCGUGGACUCACAACAGCUGUCAUACAAGACAUUGUUUUCAGCAAUUACAGUCAGUGGGUUGCAAUUAUCUCGUCGAGGGGGACCUGCCAUAUAUUUGCUCUUUCUCCUUUCGGAGGGGAUGUUGGUGUUCAUAGUUUUACUGCUCGCGAGAAUGAAUUCCAUUCUUUGCCAAAUUUAUUUUUACCAUGGUGGUCAACCUCAGGGUCUUUAAGUACUAAUCAGCAUAACUUUCCACCUCCUCCAGCCCCAAUUACCCUAGCCACUGUAAGCAGGAUAAAAAAUGGUAAUGGCGGUUGGCUAAACACAGUUAGUGGUGUUGCAGCCUCUGCAACAGGGAAGGCACACUCGCCUUCUGGUGCGAUGGCUGCAGUUUUCCACAAUUCAAUUAUUAUUGGGCUUCAAUCAAAUACCUCGAGAGACAAUUUACUGGAGAAUUUAUUGGUAUAUUCUCCUUCAGGCCACGUGAUUCAAUAUGUCUUAUUUCCAUCCUCUGGAACUGACGUUUCUUAUAGCAAUGGUUCAAGAAUUGGACCUGGGUCUUUGAGCCCUAAUAGAGAUGAGGAACUCAAGGUUCUUGCUGAGCCUGUUCAAUGGUGGGAUGUUUGUCGGAGAACAAGUUGGCCUGAAAGAGAGGAAAAUAUCUCUGGCAUCACGCACAGUUUACCUUCAGUUAAUGGAAUGCCGAUUGAUAAUGUCAGUUAUAGCAAUGAUGAAACAAGUUCCUGUGGUUUGCCUAGGAAUGGGGUGAUAGCAAAUGAUUCCGUGAAAUGUGAUGAGAAAUUUCAUGUUUAUAUAUCCAAUGCUGAAGUGCAGAUAAAUUCAGGAAGAAUUCCAAUAUGGCAAAAAUCUAAGAUACGUUUCUAUCUGAUGAUGCCUACAUCGGCUGAUGAGAAAUUCGGUAUGAAUGGUAACUAUGGAGGGGAAAUAGAGAUUGAGAAGAUCCCAAUUUGUGAGGUUGAAAUAAGGAGAAAAGAUCUAUUACCAGUCUUUGAUCAUUUUCGCAGCUUUCAAUCAGACCAGAGUGGAAGAUGCCCUGUUGGGGGAAGGAAUUCUAGUGUGUCAGCGUUGAAUGCACAUCAGACCAAGGACAAGUUAAUGGAAGGAUUGGUUCUUAAGAACUCUGCUUCUCAUGGUUACUCCAAAUCAGUUCAGGGUAUUCUUGGUAAUCCUGAUGCAUAUCAAUCCGUAGAAAUGCCAACACCAGUUGGGUCUUCAACGAAUUCAAAUCUGAUGAGCCAUGACUUCAUGAAAGCAACUGAUCGAAGAAGCAUCGAGGAUCACCCUGCUUCACCUCAAAUGUUAUUAUCUACUUGGGGUUCAAACAAGGAUUUCCCCACGCAAGAUUUUAGGCAUUGCAAUAAUCAGGCUCUUGAAACUAUUAAGGAUGCAACUCGCAAUGGGUUUUCCCUUACAUCCUGUGAUUCGCUUGGUUUUGAAAGACCUGACACAAAAGUUUUCUUCUUGAGUAAUGGGGUCACAAGUAACUGUGUUGAUAACAAGAACAUAAUCUCAAAUGCAUCAACUCUGAAGAGCCAAACAAUUCAGGCUUGUGACAAUGGAGACUUGAAUGGUGCAAUGGACUUUCAAGAGGGGUAUUGUAAAAUAUCCGAGGUUGUUGAUUGUCAUGAGUCAGCUGAAAUUGUUGCUGAUGCAAACAGCAGCAGCAGCAGCAGCAGUCACAGGGAGAAAGAGAAGCCUGGGGAAGAUGGGGACCAUGAUAAUGAUCCAAUCGAAGGUGUAUUUACCUUUUGUGAUGAAGGUUGAUUGAUCAUAACAUGGUCUGGAAAUUUCUCGUUCCAAAAUACGCCUUUUACAGAACAAAGGAAUUCUCAUUUGAGGAUUGGUUACAUGUUAUAGGAUCUUUAUGUAGGUGUGCCCUUGAAAUGAUGGGUUAUGGGUUGGUUUGACUCCCACCGAAUUAUAAAGUAUUUACCAUUCUAGUCGUCUUGGUUUAUUGAAAUUGAUUACGAGGAGAGAAGGGCAGUCGAUUCAAGCAUGUGGAGUUUAAUACUGAUGAUGAGAGGUAAUUUAGUAAACAGCCCUAUGAUUGACUGAUUUGUCAUGUAUAUAUGGUUGUCAUGCCAUCCAAUUAGAUGGAGUUUCCAUAGCAUAUGGGGCUAGCAUUGGCAUGAGGAAGUCUUCUCUGCACAAGCAUUAUGUUGUACAAUCUUUGUUGGGAGUUCCAAAUCCCCAUGUGUGCCCUUUGUACAUAGUUUGUAUAGAAUUUAGCUGUACUGGCUUAAACAGAUGGCUAUCAAUGAGGAGGGAAAUCAAGUGAUUCUUUUCCCAUCUGAAUCCAACUUUUCUUUUUUUAAGCAGUAUUUAUCAGUUGUGGACUGGCAUUUGCUGCCUCCGAGAAGUGUACUUGUAAAAUGAUCUUCUUGUAUCACAUUCUCAAGGAAAUGCCCUUUUUAUAUUGGAAACAUAAAAAGGAAUCCAGAAUUAUGCUUGGUUC